AUGCAAUGGAGUUUCCAUUCUCCCAAACAUCGAUUUUCUUCGGAUGACCGACGAGGUAAAAGCCUUCACUUAAUCAUUUCUCCGAUCCAAACGGCCGCCAUGAAUUUAGCUCUUAAUCUCCUUUUGUCACUGCUUUCAUCAAUCGCAUUGUGCACCAGUGUCCUUGCCUUAAUACCUAUUAUAGGUAAUUACUACCCGAUUGAGCGAGAUGCUUUGCUGCAACUGAGGGAUUCUCUUGCUUCUCCAAAAUUGCACUCAAAUUGGACGGGGCCUCCUUGUAUGAACAAUCAAAGCAGAUGUGGCAUUGCUUGUUCAGAUGGACAUGUCGUGCGUCUCGUCCUUGAUGGAAUUCAGCUAACAGGAUCUCUGCCACCUGCAUUUCUACAGAACAUAUCUUUCUUGACUAAACUAAGCCUCAGAAACAAUUCAGUUUUCGGACCACUUCCGAAUCUGACAAAUCUAAUACACUUGGAAUAUGUUUUCCUCUCGCAUAAUCUGUUUACGGGUUCAAUCCCUUUUGAUUACAUUCAACUGCACCUGAAGAAGAUUGAGCUGCAACAGAAUUAUCUACAAGGAGAGAUUCCGCCUUUCAAUCAACAAAACUUGGUAGCUUUCAACGUCUCUUAUAAUAGCCUUCAGGGCCCAAUUCCUCUGACCGAUGUUCUUCAAAGGUUCCCUGAGAGCUCUUAUCAACAGAACUCAGGUCUGUGCGGCAAUCCUUUAGAGAAAAAAUGUCCAGUCCCACCUAACCCACCCAUUACACCGACUCCAUCACCGCCGGACAGCAGCAAGAAGAGUUUUGACGCACGGAAUUUAGCUUUGAUCGUGGCAGUAUCUGUCCUGGUUCCUUUUGUGGUCAUUUUCGUUUUCUUAUGUUAUUAUAAGAGGGUGCAAAGGAAGGAAACGACUAAAAGGAAAAAAGCAGGUUAUGUUUCCUACCCGAUUCCCUUUCUUAAGACAUAUUCGGAAUCGUCAGCUUCUGUUGAAAGCACACCAUCUUGUUUGGCUCAGUGUAUUAGCAUUAUCUUUUGCUUGGGGGAAAAUGAUGUUCAAUUUGACAUCUUUCUUCCUUUCUCUUAUUUUCCUCCACAAACAGGUGACACUUGUAUAGAGUUGGCAGAGAAAAGAAUGCCUUCUUCUCAAAGAGCGGAGGAUCCAGAAAGAAGGGUUGAGUUAGAAUUUUUUGACAAGAAUAUACCAGUUUUUGACUUGGAUGAUUUGCUAAGGGCAUCGGCAGAAGUCUUAGGCAAGGGAAAAUUAAGCACUACAUAUAAAGCGACGUUGGAAUCAGGACUUGUUGUUGCGGUGAAGAGAGUUAAAAGCAUGAAUAGCUUGAGCAAGAAGGAAUUUGUCCAGCAGAUGCAGUUGCUAGGAAAGCUUAGGCAUGAAAACCUGGCACAGAUCAUUUCUUUCUACAAUUCCAAGGAGGAGAAACUGAUAAUCUAUGAAUUCAUACCUAAUGGCAACUUGUUUGAGUUAUUGCAUGAAAAUAGAGGCGCCGGAAGAGUACCAUUAAAUUGGACUACAAGACUGGCUAUAAUCAAAGGUGUAGCAAUGGGUAUGAAUUUUCUUCACCAAUACUUACCUUCUCACAAGGUGCCUCAUGCCAAUCUCAAGUCUUCCAAUGUUCUCAUCCAUCGCCAAAGCCAAAACUACCAUUCCAAGGUCACGGAUUUUGGAUAUUACCCAUUGCUACCAUCUCGAAAAUCCUUAGAAAGGCUAGCCAUUGCCAGAUCCCCAGAAUUCUCUCAAGCAAAAAAGCUAACGCAUAAAGCCGACGUGUAUUGCUUUGGUAUUAUCUUACUAGAGAUCAUAACUGGAAGGAUCCCUGGAGAUGAAAUUUCCGGGGGAAAUCAUGACAAUAGAGCUGAUGGCCUUUCGGAGUGGGUUAGAGCUGUAGCUAACAAUGAUUGGUCGACUGAUAUAUUGGACGUAGAGAUUGUAGCUGCAAGAGAGGCACACGAUGAUAUGUUGAAGCUCACGGAACUAGCUUUGGAAUGUACAGACGUGGCACCAGAGAAGCGGCCAAAGAUGAGCCAAGUUUUGAGAAGGAUACAAGAGAUCGAGCAAACUAGCAGUGAAAGUCACUGA
Molecule: messenger RNA, 2091 nt
Organism: Theobroma umbraticum
Lineage: Eukaryota; Viridiplantae; Streptophyta; Magnoliopsida; Malvales; Malvaceae
Source: RefSeq, a predicted model, not a curated record